Laccaria bicolor S238N-H82 is the source of this 783-nucleotide messenger RNA. RefSeq lists its product as uncharacterized. NCBI's taxonomy places the organism in Eukaryota, Fungi, Basidiomycota, Agaricomycetes, Agaricales, Hydnangiaceae. The transcript has 4 exons. Bases 1 to 783 code for a protein of 260 amino acids. The record is from RefSeq and is a predicted model, not a curated record.
AUGGAACUCCCGCGUUCCUACCGUCCCCAGCGCACCCCAAUCAUCAAUGUUCUUCAACGGAAGCAGAAACCGACGUGCUCUUUCUGCCUUCGACCACGCGAGCAGUCGUUGGGCAGCCAUACCUUUGCGCGACCCAACCACCCAAAGGCCUUCUUCUCGCCCAACAGACACCCACGCCCUCGAAUACGCUCGAGCUUCCUAACGACGGACGCUGAGGACGACACGUCUUUCAAGGGGGGCGUACCAUUCGCGACUAUGACGUUGCUCUCCAACAAACGUUUCGGCUCUCCGUUGCUCGCUGGCGAGGAAAGUUCAAAGAUGGUGCUCGACAGCGUCUUCCGCACGGAGUUGUCUAGCAGGUACAACAGGGACGCGCUCUGCGUGAAUAUCGUCUCCCCAUCUUUGCCCCGCUCAAUCUUCCGUCUCCUCAACGUCCACCUCGGCCCCUUCGACUCACAGGCCAGGCGUAUGGAUCAGAUGGACGUACUAGCUCGGCUCCUGCGCGAGCCCGGAUGCAGCGGCGCUAUCAUCGCAGGUGACUUCAACGCAGUUUACCCGAGGGAUCAUCAGCUCAUCGAUGACCAUGAGCUGGUUGAUGCGUGGGUUGCGCUGCAUGGGCGUGAUGGAGGAGAUACUUGGGGACAUUGGGGUGUCCCUGUUGAGAUUGAGGAUGAAUUUGAACCGGGGAGGUUGGAUAAGGUUGUUAUGUUGGGCAUGAAGCCUGAGGAAAUUGAAGUCCUACAGCCUGGGCGCGUGGGCGCGUUACUAUACUAUGCGCUUUAA